AUGUCCUCCUCAUCGCCGGUGGAUGCACCAUCCCAUGUGCUACAGCUGCUAUCAAAACUCCAUAAAGUGUCAUUGGAGCAGGAAGCUGCCAUUGAUAAAACUGGCAAGGUCUUCUCGGCCACGGUCAUAGGCGACUUCGAAGACAAGCUUCCCGAAAAGGAUGCGACGGCCGAGUUCGAUAAGCUGAUGCUUGAUAAAUUUAUCGCCCUCGAUGAGGACAAGUGUCAGUUUGUAUAUCAAUUAAUCAACGCGAUGGGGGCCACCAACGUGGUGGAGGCGGGCACCAGCUUCGGUGUCAGCACUAUCUACCUGGCCCUCGCAGUAGCUAAAGCAAAGGCUGCGACAGGAAAGUCUGGUAGAGUCAUCGCGACCGAGAAAGAGCCGGAGAAGGCAAGGAUUGCAAGGAACUACUGGAAGCAGUGUGGUUCUGUGGUGGAAAACGAGAUUGAUCUUCGCGAGGGCGAUCUCCUCGAAACGCUGAAGGAGAACCUGCCAGAAGUCGACUUACUCUUACUGGACAUCUGGUCGAAACUUGCCCUCCCAACACUCAAAACAGUCCAGCCACGUCUGCGGCAUGGCGCCGUGGUCCUUACCGACAACACUAUCUCGGGUGCGCAAGGAUAUGCGGACUUGCUGGCAUACCUCAGAGACCCAGCGAAUGGCUUUCGCAACAUGACUUUGCCCUUCACAAAUGGGUUUGAAAUGAGCGUUUAUCUACCAGAAAACAAAUAA
Molecule: messenger RNA, 732 nt
Organism: Aspergillus bombycis
Lineage: Eukaryota; Fungi; Ascomycota; Eurotiomycetes; Eurotiales; Aspergillaceae
Product: O-methyltransferase
Exons: 2
Coding region: 1-732 (243 amino acids)
Molecular function (GO): O-methyltransferase activity
Source: RefSeq, a predicted model, not a curated record